AUGUAUGCCUUUCAGUGCCACUUAAAAGUAGCUAGUCGACUAGUAGGCCAAGUACCUCAGCCCAAUCAGGACAAGAGCUACAAAAUUAUCGUCUGUGCCUUGCAUCCGAGUGAUUUUAAGGAGCCAGAUCACUGCCAGAUCACUCAUGAAUGUGUAAGAUGUGCAAAUCUUGGAUAUAAUUGCUGUGGACUAUUGGCAGGAGGACCAGUAUCUGGCCAAUUGGGACCAGGAGAAGAGGUAGCAGGGAUUACAAAAUCAGAAUUAUUAUUGGCAUUUUCAGUGUGGGGGAUAAAAGGUAUAAAAGAACUUACGGGCCUGUCAGACUCGUCUGGAACGCUAGACGAGUCUACAGGCGCGUCUGAAGACCCAGACGAGUCUACAGACUCGUCUGAAGACCCAGACGGGUCUACAGACCUGUCUGGGUUUGUCCUGCUCAUCCCCGAGCAGACACAGACUCAUCUAGACUCAUCUGGGUAUACAGAUGAGUCUGGCUCCCAUCCGACUCAUAUGUAUAUCACUCACAAAGACAAAUUGAGGAACAACAGGAAACCAUUGAAGGAGAUAAAAGAACAAUACAAGUAG
Molecule: messenger RNA, 582 nt
Organism: Melampsora larici-populina 98AG31
Lineage: Eukaryota; Fungi; Basidiomycota; Pucciniomycetes; Pucciniales; Melampsoraceae
Exons: 5
Coding region: 1-582 (193 amino acids)
Source: RefSeq, a predicted model, not a curated record